Amyelois transitella is the source of this 1637-nucleotide messenger RNA. It is a transcript of the gene UGT42A1, whose product is annotated as UDP-glycosyltransferase UGT5-like. The record is from RefSeq and is a predicted model, not a curated record. Gene Ontology annotation, molecular function: UDP-glycosyltransferase activity. Bases 99 to 1619 code for a protein of 506 amino acids. Lineage: Eukaryota; Metazoa; Arthropoda; Insecta; Lepidoptera; Pyralidae. The transcript is spliced from 4 exons.
UACGGUCAUGCUUGUUAGACUUUGUCGCGGAGCACGGCGGCUCUUCAAGUGAACGCAUCGCCAGUUUGUGUUCAAUUGUGCCACAAUACGGACACAAAAUGCGCACUAUCGUGAAAACUAUUCUAUUCGUUAUCUCCGUGGUAUUAAUAUCUAAACCAGUGAAUACUCUUAACAUAUUAGUCGUUUUACCCUUCGAAGGAAAAAGCCAUUUCAUAGGAUUCCAGCCGUACCUUCACGAAUUAGUGAGAAGAGGACAUAAUGUUACAGUGAUAUCCCAUUUCCCUGACAGUUUCAAUGGAACAAAUUAUCACGACAUUAGUUUGGCAGGAAAAUCCAAAAUAUUGCAGAAUGUAUUUACAAUUAACCGAUCGUACAAAUCUAUCAUAGACAUUAGCUUAUUCUUAGUGAAUACUGGCACCGGUAAUUGCAAACUGAUGUUAUCGAAUGAAAAUGUGCAGAAUUUGGUGAAGUCAAAAGCUAAUUUUGAUGUUGUGGUUAUAGAAGAGUUCAACACUGAUUGUGGUCUGGGUUUGGCUUACAAACUUAGAGCUCCUGUCGUCGGGAUAACAUCACAUAUGAUUCUUCCCUGGCAUUAUCAAAGAAUGGGUAUCAAUUUCAACCCCUCAUUCGUACAAUUCUUAUUCUUAGAAGGUGGAACUAAACCAAACUUUUUUCAGAGACUAGAAAGAUCUGUAUUCUACCUAUAUUACAAUUUGUUGUAUAAAUAUUUUUGUCAAAGAAUAGAUCAAAAAACAAUUGAAGAAUACAUUGGCGCUGUUCCCCCUUUGGAAGAAUUGGCUCGUGAAAUAAAAGUAACCCUUGUUUAUCAGAGUUUAGGUCUCACUGGUUCUCAUUUACUUCCAUCAAAUUUAAUAGAAGUUGGUGGUUAUCAUGUUGCUGAACCGAAACCUUUGCAAGAAGAUCUUAAAAAGUUUAUUGAAGAAUCAAAACACGGGGUAAUCUUCAUAAGCUUCGGAUCUAUGUUAAGAGCCUCCUCAACUCCAGCAUCUCUAAUACAGAUUAUCAUUGACACAGUAUCUGAAUUACCACAGAGAAUAAUUUGGAAAUGGGAAGAAGGCACUUUACCUGGAAACCCAAAAAAUAUUUACUCAUCUAAAUGGCUGCCUCAAAAUGAUAUAUUAGCUCAUCCCGGUGUACUAGCUUUCUACUCUCACUGUGGUAUGAUGAGCACCACAGAAGCUAUACACCAUGGAGUUCCCAUGGUCGGCAUGCCAGUCUUCGGAGACCAGCCUGCCAACGCCGCAGCCGUUGAAGAGAGCGGGCUGGGAGUACAGAUCCAAAUUAGAGAUGUCACUAAAGAGCUAUUGUUGGAGAAAUUUAAGACAGUGCUGGAUCCAAAAUUCAGAGAAAACGUCAAGAGGAUAUCACGGGUCUGGCAUGACCGUCCUCUUUCCGCCAUGGACUCCGCCAUAUUCUGGACAGAGUUUGCAGCUCGAAACCAAAACUUGAACCUUCGAUCCAGGUCUGCUGACGUGCCGUAUUACCAAUUUUUAUGUCUUGAUAUUUUGUUUGUAUUUUUAAGUGUGUUUGUUGUAUCGAAGUAUAUAGUCAAAACAACUUUAUGUAAGGGCAAUGUCAUUAAAUCUAAAAGAGAAUAAAUUUAGAACAAAUCUGUU